Messenger RNA from Geosmithia morbida, 375 nucleotides. RefSeq lists its product as uncharacterized. Lineage: Eukaryota; Fungi; Ascomycota; Sordariomycetes; Hypocreales; Bionectriaceae. The transcript has a single exon. The record is from RefSeq and is a predicted model, not a curated record. The coding region runs from base 1 to 375 and encodes 124 amino acids.
AUGCCGCGUCGCCUCCCGAACCAUCUACCCAAGGCCAAGGCCUCGGAGAUUCUCACCAUGGGUGUCGCUGGUGUUGGUGUCCUGACACCCUUAUACCUACUUAUGCCUGGUGCCGAGGAGCGCCUGGCGGACCAGACAACAAAGUGGGCGCCGCGGUGGGAGCGAAACAUUAACUUCUUUACACCGCCUGUCGAACGAAGCGUCCAACGUAUUGAGCCACCCAUCUCUCGUGCCGUACAACGCAUCGAUGGUCGUCUUCCCCUCGAGAAGAUGGCCAAGAGUGUCGACUCUGGCAUCCGUUCCAGCAUAGCUCGCUUCAAUUUUCCAAACGGUCCUGAAAAGGGAGGGCCCUCUUCCAGUGCGCCUCCUUCUUAG